AUGUUUUUACCAGAAAAAGUAAUAAAUUGGGAAUGUUUCUUUGUUGGCUCCUAUCGACUAGAAACUCCUAGUAUGGCAACUUACUCAAAAGGUGGAUCAAUAUUCGUCAUCGCAUAUGGUUCAAUCAUAACAUUAUGGGAUUCUCGUUUAAAUGUUAUUGAUUAUAGUUUACCUUUAAUUCCGAAUGAUGGAACUGUGAAACAUCUUGCCUUCACUAAUGAUUUACCAUUCUUGGUGACUACAACGGAAAGACAUUUAUCUGUAUUUAAUCUAUUAACUUGUACAAUUCAUCAUUUAGCUGUUGACCCUAAAAAUUCGAGUUCUGUCGUUGCAUGUAAUAAUGAAAGACUUGGAGAAGUUACAUUCCAAUUACAGUUCAUAAUGUGA
Molecule: messenger RNA, 387 nt
Organism: Diversispora eburnea
Lineage: Eukaryota; Fungi; Glomeromycota; Glomeromycetes; Diversisporales; Diversisporaceae
Source: the annotation of a GenBank genome assembly